GAGAAAUUUGCCCUUGCAUAUGAUUUCGCCUUGCUCUGUUGAAUGACCUUUGAGAUAUUGAGUCUCCAUUACUUGCCCCACAGCCUUCAACCAGCUCCUUCAGACAGUCACAAUGGAUCCCUUCCCAUUGGAACCCUACCGCUCCGCGCGUCUCCUUUAUCGUGCGCCAGAGGAUAACCUAGCAGACGAUGCAUUCUUCCAAGCUCUCUACGCCGACCCCUUAGUCGGUUCUAUGGCCACUACCGCCCUCAUACGCCCGCUCAGCACAAAGGAGCGGAAGGAGUUGCGAGAAAGGCUUGCUGGUGCAUUCAUGUCAGUCAUGAUAUGUAUCAUCCCCGAAGAGGGCUCCGAUAAGGUGCCCGAGACAAUUGGUGUGAUCUCAUUAAAAGAGCAAGCCCCUGGCUUCACACAUAAUCGCACACACGAGUUAGCGAUCACUAUUGCGCGCCAGUACCAAGACAAGGGGUAUGGUUCUGAGGCUAUCUUAUGGAUGCUGGACUGGGCUUUUCUGACUGCGGGCCUGCACCGUGUUGAGCUGAUGGUCUCUGAGUGGAAUGAAAGAGCACAAAAGGUGUACCAAAAGCUUGGGUUUGUAUCUGAGGGACGGAAGAGGCAGUGUGUGUGGAAAGGUGGGAGGUGGUGGGAUUUACUCUAUAUGGGCAUUUUGGCGCAUGAGUGGGAGGUGAAGAAGGCUGCUGACUCCUGAAAUGCUGAUGAGUAUAUAUGAUAAACAGGAGAUAUUUAGUG
This is a messenger RNA of Aspergillus novofumigatus IBT 16806, 747 nucleotides long. RefSeq names its product GNAT family N-acetyltransferase. Lineage: Eukaryota; Fungi; Ascomycota; Eurotiomycetes; Eurotiales; Aspergillaceae. The transcript has a single exon. The coding region runs from base 113 to 706 and encodes 197 amino acids. Gene Ontology annotation, molecular function: acyltransferase activity, transferring groups other than amino-acyl groups. The record is from RefSeq and is a predicted model, not a curated record.